This is a messenger RNA of Lineus longissimus, 1345 nucleotides long. Its product is annotated as BOS complex subunit TMEM147-like. Bases 71 to 760 code for a protein of 229 amino acids. Lineage: Eukaryota; Metazoa; Nemertea; Pilidiophora; Heteronemertea; Lineidae. The record is from RefSeq and is a predicted model, not a curated record. The transcript is spliced from 5 exons.
GUACUUGAAUACACCCGUUUGCCAUUUUGGCCACACUUUCCUGAUCAUUUUCUCAUUUGAACUCCCAAUCAUGACGUUAUUUCAUUUUGGAAAUUGUGCAGCAUUAGCUUUUGUGCCAUAUUUCAUUGUGUAUCGCCUUUCAGGCCUAGCAGAGUACAGCGCUUUCUGGAAAUGUGCCCAAGCAGGAACCGCCUACUUAUUCACACAGUUAGUGAAGAUGUUGAUACUGGCCACAUUCUUCCCCUCGUUUGAUGUUCCUGCUGGCAGUCUGGAUGUGAUCGGGGAAUUCUUAAAAACAACAGUAGAUGUCAUAGAUCUAGUCGGAAUUCAUCUGAUCAUGUCCAAAAUAGCAGGGAAAGGCCAACUGAAGUUUAUGGUUGCUGGACUGGGAUGGGCCACUGCCGAGUUAGUCAUGACAAAAUUGUUUCCAUUGUGGGUUGGAGCACGUGGUGUCGAGUUCGAUUGGAAAUACGUCCAGUUAAGUUUCGAGGCCAACAUCCAGCUCGUCCAACAUAUAGCCACUGCUGUAUUAGUGUGGCUGUACAGCCGGCAUGACUUGAAUAGAUCAAGGCUCCCCGUUGUGAUGUCAUUGAUGGGGCUGAGUUGCUACAAGCCACUCAUUGUAGAGAUUCUCAUCCACGCUAUGGGACUCGGCUCCUGGACGCUUCUCCUCCUGAAAGCGAUGUUCACUGUGGUCGUCGGAACCUCCUCUCUCGUCAUGUAUCUCGAGUUAUCACAGACGGUUAACUCUUACUACUGAAUUCGCCAGGGAACAUGAACUCUUACACACCCCCGCUCAACGGAAUGGACUGUUCUAAACCAUUGGUGAAUCUAAAGAAGAAUCUACAUAAAGAAACGGGGGAGGGGGGAGGGUUCUGAAAGCAAGUCUGGCGGUCCACUGGGAUGAAUACAUCACUGUGUGUCCAGGAAGUUGCAUUGGGGAAUGUCAAUUGUCAUGGCGACAGUCUGAUCUUUGAUAGGGGCUCAUCUGAUCUUUAUCUCCUCACCUCUUGUUAAGAGUGAUAUGGGGAAAUUGAGAAUGAUGUGAAUGUCCUGAAAGAAGUGAAUUUGAAAUACGGAUCAUGUGGUUCUGAAUGAUGUUGUGAAGUUGAAGGAGAUGGGGACUUUACUCUUCUGGUACACUGUAAACUCAGUCGGGAGUCCUUGGAAUAUGUCAUUACAGGUGUAUUGUACUCUCAAUGAGAAGUAUUUCUUGUCUCCUAACUGGUUUUAUAGUAGGCCUAUUUGGGGUGGACAUCUUUGGUGAGUCAUUUGACUAUAAAGAAUAGUCAAUCUUUGUGAAAUAGCAUUUUUUGUUUUUGAAAUGACAUAAUUGGUUACAAAA